CUCGCUGCCAGUCUUCCCAGGCUUAGAGUGUAACCCGAGACGGAGAAGGUGGGCCUCACCCAGGAGGGGAGGGCGCCCAGAAACUUCCUGUGGCUCCCAGCUCCACCGCCGACUGAGCGCAAGGUCAGUUUGGAGCGGGUGGCAGCCUGCCUGGGGGCGGGAGACCCUCCUCGGGGCUGGGCGGAGGCCUUUAGCGCCUCGCCAUAUUGAACGGCCACGCCGAGCCUUCUUUGUCUACUGAGUCCUCCCACGAACUUUGAGCUAUAUCCUGGUGUCCGGGGCAAGCGAGCAGCGAUCGGAGCCCGCGGGUCCCCAACUCGGAGCCGGGACACUGGCGAUUCCAGUUUGGACUGAGCUUUGAGCCUCGGGACUGAGCGAACUACAGUUCGUGUAAGCAUCCUGGAAAACUGCUUGCUCUAACUCUGAGGGGCUUGGGGAGAACCAACUUGGACUUGUUGCCUGAAGAGAAAAUUUGCAGGGAGGAGACACUGUGCGAGCAGAGCUGCUAGGACUCUCCACUGCCCCCUCCCCAAGACUAGAAGUCAAGAGUUUGGGCUUUUGGCCCCCCACCCGAGAGUCCAAGCUGGAGAUCUUAAAGACCCUCGAGAAAAGCCACGUAGGGGGCUGGUUCCCCUGGGGCUUCCUGCCGUCUCCCGAUUGCCUGAUCCUCUGGAGUGUCCCCGACGUCUGCAAAGAUGUCGAUCUGGACGUGUUAGUGGAGGCCUUAAAGCCCGUGGGCACCUUUAAGAAGAUCGGGAAGGUGUUCCGCAAGGAAGAGGACUCCACGGUGGGAAUGCUGCAGAUUGGGGAGGACGUGGACCAUCUGCUCAUCCCGCGGGAGGUCCGCCUGGCUGGGGGCGUGUGGAGGGUCAUCUCCAAGCCCGCAACCAAGGAAGCCGAGUUUCGCGAGCGGCUAAUGCAGUUUCUGCAGGAGGAGGGCCGCACCCUGGAAGACUUGGCCCGGAUCAUCGAAAAGAGCACCCCACACCCACCCCAGCCCCGCAAGAGAGCCCAGGAGCCGAGAAUGAGGAGAGUCCCGCAGAUGGUCACGCCGCCACUUCGGCUGGUCGUCGGCACCUACGACAGCAGCAAUGGCAGCGACAGCGACAUGAGUGACUUCGACACCAGGGCCAAAGGCUCCGGGGGGACCAGGAAGGUACGCAAGAUGCCGGUCAGUUACUUGGGCAGCAAAUUCCUGGGCAGCGAUGUGGAGAGCGAGGACGACCAGGAGCUGGUGGACGCCUUCCUCCGCCGCGGGGUGAGGCCCAGCGCGCCGCCCCCUCGGCGCAGAGUCAACCUUCCCGUGCCCAUGUUUGACAACACCCCGGGGCCGCAGCCAUCCAGGGCCGACCGAUGGCGGGAGUACGUCAGCCGCGUGUCCUGGGGCAAGCUGACCCAGCGGGUGAAGGGCUGGGCCCCCAGGCCGGGCUCCGAGGUGGGCCAGGCCCAGCAGGCCUCCGUGGCAGCUGCGCCUGGAGCCAGGAGACACCGCCAAGCCAGCCCGGAGGCUGAGAGCGACCGGGUGCAGGGUGCUGGGUGCUGGAAGCCCAAGGCCAAGUGGGUUUCCUUGAGACGAUGCAGGAAGGAGCAGGUGCCACCCUCCGCUCGGGGCACGGGCGAGCCUGCUGAGGAGCGCCCGGAGGCUGCAGAGAACCAGAGGGCAGAGGCUGCAGCUAGUCCAAGGGCAGAGGCUGCAGCUAGUCCAAGGGCAGAGGCUGCAGCUAGUCCGAGGGUAGAGGCUGCAGCUAGUCCAAGGGCAGAGGCUGUAGCUAGUCCGAGGGUAGAGGCUGCAGCUAGUCCAAGGGCAGAGGCUGCAGAGAACCAGAGGGCAGUGGCUGCAGCUAGUCCAAGGGCAGAGGCUGUAGCUAGUCCAAGGGUAGAGGCUGCAGCUAGUCCAAGAGCAGAGGCUAUAGCUAGUCCAAGGGCAGAGGCUGCAGAGAACCAGAGGGCAGUGGCUGCAGCUAGUCCAAGGGCAGAGGCUACAGCUAGUCCAAGAACAGAGGCUGCAGCUAGUCCAAGGGCAGAGGCUACAGACAACCAGAGGGCAGAGGCUGUAGCUAGUCCAAGGGCAGAGGCUGCAGAGAACCAGAGGGCAGUGGCUGCAGCUAGUCCAAGGGCAGAGGCUACAGACAACCAGAGGGCAGAGGCUGUAGCUAAUCCAAGGGCAGAGGCUGCAGAUAGUCCAAGGGCAGAGACUGCAGCUAGUCCAAGGGCAGACGCUGUAGAUAGUCCAAGGGCAGAGGUUAUAGCUAACCCAAGAGCAGAAGCUACAGCUGAUUCAAGAGCAGAGGCUGCAGCUAGUCCAAGGGCAGAGGCUGCAGAUAGUCCAAGAGCAGAGGCUGAAGCUAGUCCAAGAGCAGAGCCUGUAGCUAGUCCAAGAGCAGAGGCUGAAGCUAGUCCAAGGGCAGAGGCUGAAGCUAGUCCAGGGGCAGAGGCUGCUGCUAACCAGAGGGCAGAGACUGCAGCUGAUUCAAGAGCAGAGACUGUAGCUAGUCCCAGGGCAGAGGCUGCAAGUAGUCCAAGUGCAGAGGCUGCAGGUAGUUCAAGAGCAGAGGCUGUAGCUAGUCCAAGGGCAGAAGCUGAAGCUAGUCCAAGAGCAGAGGCUGCAUCUAGUCCAAGGGUAGAGGCCACAGCUAAUCUGAGGGUAGAGGCUGCAGCUAAUCUCAGGGCAGGAGUCCUCCCUGACCAGGGGGCAGAAGCCAUAUAUAGUCAGAGGGUAGAGGGCCCAGCUAACCAAAGGACUAGUGCUACAGAAAAUCAGAGGGUAGAAGUCCUCCCUGGCCAGAGGGAGGAGGCUGGACCUCAGGCUAUACAGGAAGCCUCAGCUGGCUCCGGAUCUAGGGCCCGGAAACAGGUAAAGACAGUGAGGUUCCAGACCCCGGGCCGCUUCUCAUGGUUUCGCAUGCGCAGGAGAGUCUUCUGGCACACUCCCAGGUUGCCAACCCUGCCCAAGAGAGUCCCCAAGGCAGGUGAGGCCAGGGGCCUCAGGGUGCUGAGGGCUGAGCCCCGAGGAGCAGUGGAACCCGGGGAGCGGGAGGAAGAGCUGUGAGGGACGCCGGCGCCUGCGCCCUGCGUGCCCGCGUUAGUCGCUAGGAAGCCUUCUUCCCGUGCAGCCCGUCUCCCUCCAUGUUUGAAAAUGGAGGCUGCGGGGCCGGCAGCGCUGUCCACGCCGUUCCUCCCCUUUCCACCCUCUCCUCUUCCUCCCUCUCUCUUUCCUUCUGUCUCUAUUUUUUAUUUGAGGCAGAGCCUGGCUAUGCAGCCCCGAUGGCCUGGUGCUCCAUGUAUAACUGGCCUUAAACUCACAGUUGCCCUCCACCUUAGCGCCCAGCGCACUGGGGUCACAGGUGCGCACCACUGCGUCUGGAUCCAGUGACCCCCUUUGGUUUGGUUUUGUUGGAGACGGGGUCUCUCUCUAUAGCCCCGGCUGGCCUGGGAGUCACCACGUAGACCAGGCUGGCCUUGACCUCACAGAUCUGGAUGUCUGCUCUGCUGGGACUGAAGGCAUGUGCCACCAUGCCCAGCUCCCGGUCGCCCUCUUUAACAUCUUGAUUUUAUGUGAUGAGAUUGUGUGUUCAGGGUGGUAUGGUAGUAAGACACAAUUAUUUUAUACGUUGAUUUUUUUUAAAAAAUAAAAUACUAAAUGUAGCAUCGCAAAGAAUGAAAGACAUGCACCCGUGGAGCCUGCCUGGGUGCCCGGAUGGUGCGUUAACUUCGAAUGUAUUUUAAGUGCUCACAGCCUGGCAAGGGGACAUGGGAAGAGGAGGGGUUCCUCGGCCUUCUUUUCUUCUGUCUGUAACUAAGUUUGAUCGAUGGCCUUUUUGCACUUAAAGAGAGAACUCACGUUGAUAUGCAAAUAAAAAUGUGUAGA
Molecule: messenger RNA, 3868 nt
Organism: Apodemus sylvaticus (European woodmouse)
Lineage: Eukaryota; Metazoa; Chordata; Mammalia; Rodentia; Muridae
Gene: Ccdc8
Product: coiled-coil domain containing 8
Exons: 1
Coding region: 794-3049 (751 amino acids)
Biological process (GO): microtubule cytoskeleton organization; regulation of mitotic nuclear division
Cellular component (GO): 3M complex
Source: RefSeq, a predicted model, not a curated record